Molecule: messenger RNA, 4764 nt
Organism: Cetraspora pellucida
Lineage: Eukaryota; Fungi; Glomeromycota; Glomeromycetes; Diversisporales; Gigasporaceae
Source: the annotation of a GenBank genome assembly
AUGUCAACAUUUACCGAGCAACCAGAGCCUUCUGUCGAAAAAAUAUCUAUUCUUAAUGAAGAAUCCAUUAUUUUAGGAUUUCAUUUAACAGAAUAUAUGAUACGAGAUAUAAUACUUAACAUUCCUGUAUCAACAUAUGCAUUAAUUACCGAUUCAAAUAUCGCAUCUAUUUAUCUUGAAAAUUUAUCAAAUCGAUUUAAAAAUAUUAUUUCAAAAUUAAACCUUUCUAAAGGAAACAAUGCAGUACCGCCGAGAUUUAUUUCUUAUGUAAUACCCCCUGGAGAACAAUCAAAGUCUCGUGAUACGAAAGCUGAAAUUGAAGAUUUCCUUCUAAGCCAGGCAUGUACUCGCGAUACUUGUAUCAUAGCAUUUGGUGGUGGCGUGAUUGGGGAUUUGUGUGGUUUCGUUGCUGCUACUUUUAUGCGUGGUGUACCGUUAGUUCAAGUUCCAACAACUCUUCUUGCAAUGGUAGAUUCGUCUAUAGGUGGUAAAACCGCGGUAGACACUCCUCACGGAAAAAAUUUGAUUGGUGCAUUUUGGCAACCUAAAAGAAUAUACAUCGAUAUAAUUUAUUUAGAAUCAUUACCUGAACGACAGUUUAUCAAUGGUAUGGCUGAAGUAAUAAAGACUGCCGCAAUUAAUAAUGAAAAUGAUUUUGUAAAUCUUGAAAAUGGUGUUGCAAGUAUUCGUGAUGCUGUACUAAAUCCUAAAAGAGAUGUUCCUUUUCAAGGAGCAACAUUAGAAACGCGCACGCCAUCUCAAUCCCUUCUUCUUUCUGUUAUUCGUAGUUCUGCUGAGUUUAAAGCCUAUGUUGUAACAAAUGACGAGAGGGAAAGUGGUCUUCGAGGUCUUCUCAAUUUUGGUCAUUCGAUUGGUCAUGCGAUAGAAGCUAUUUUGUACGAAGUUCUCCUCCAUGGAGAAUGCGUAUCUAUCGGUAUGGUUAAAGAAGUGGAACUUGCAAGAAGUCUUGGGCACCUAAACCAAGUAUCUGUGGGUCGAUUAGUUAGGUGUUUGGAAAGUUAUGGUUUACCUGUCUCUUUAGAUGAUAAAAAAAUUCAAAAAAUGAUGGGUGAUAGACGAAGUUCUGUGGAUAAAAUAAUGGAAUUCAUGAAAAUUGAUAAAAAAAAUGUAGGGGAUAAAAAGAGAAUUGUGAUACUCACUGGAAUUGGAAAAACAUUGGAACCAAAAGCUACCUUUGUUCCUGAUUCCGCCAUAAGAAAGGUUCUUUCACCUGCAGUUUCGAUUGUUUCGGUCACAUCUUCAUCUAAUAUCCCUGAUCAUGUAACAAUGACGACUCCAGGAUCAAAGUCUAUUUCAAAUCGUGCCUUGGUGCUCUCAGCACUCGGAACUGGUACUUGUCGACUUAAAGGAUUGUUACAUUCGGAUGAUACGCAAGUUAUGUUGGUUGGUUUACAAAAUCUUGGUGGUGCAAAAUUUGAAUGGGAAGAUGAGGGUGAAACUUUGGUAGUAACAGGUGGUGGUGGUAAUCUUAAGGUUCCUGACAAGGAAAUUUAUCUCGGAAAUGCUGGAACAGCUGCCAGAUUUCUUACUACGGUUUGUACCUUAGUUUCCGCAGAGACUAAGAUUGAAACAAGAAAGAACACUAUUAUAACUGGAAAUUCGCGUAUGAAACAACGACCGAUAGGUCCUUUAGUGGAAGCACUUCGAGAAAAUGGUUCUCAAAUUCUUUACCUUGAAAAUGAGGGCUGUCUUCCACUCGAAAUAGCUCCGUUGGGAUUGCGUGGUGGUGUUAUUAAUCUUUCUGCAUCUAUAUCGUCUCAAUACGUCUCAUCUAUUCUUUUAAGUGCCCCAUAUGCCAAUGAACCGGUAACAUUGAGUUUAACCGGAGGUCAGGUAAUAUCUCAGCCCUAUAUUGAUAUGACAAUUGCAAUGAUGGAUUCUUUCGGUAUCAAAGUUGAACGUCUUGAUGGUAAUGUAUAUCGGAUUCCAAAGGGUUGUUACAAAAAUCCCAGUGAAUAUAUUGUAGAAGCAGAUGCUAGUUCUGCCACGUAUCCGUUGGCAAUCGCUGCUAUUACUGGCAUCACAUGCACUCUACCAAAUAUAGGCUCAACUUCACUUCAGGGUGAUGCUGCGUUUGCCGUUAAAGUCCUCCAACCUAUGGGAUGUACGGUUAAGCAAACUGCUACAAGUACUACAGUGAAAGGACCCCCGAUUGGGUCAUUGCGUCCAUUACCACAAAUUGACAUGGAAACAAUGACAGAUGCAUUUUUGACAGCAUCUGUUUUAGCUGCUGUUGCUUCUAAUAAUGUUGGAGGUGAAUGUAUUACUCGAAUUACAGGCGUUGCAAAUCAACGAGUUAAAGAAUGCAAUAGAAUUGCUGCUAUGGUCAAUGAAUUGAGUAAAUUUGGUGUUACAGCAUCUGAGAUUCCUGAUGGGAUUCAGAUACAUGGUGCCAACAUUCAAUCACUCAAGGGUCCAGAGGAAGGAGUUAAGUGUUACGAUGACCACCGAGUAGCAAUGAGUUUUAGUGUGCUUGGAUGCGUUGUACCAAAUGGUACGAUUAUACGUGAGAAAAAAUGUGUAGAGAAAACGUGGCCAAAUUGGUGGGAUGAUUUGGAAUCUAAAUUAGGUAUACAAUUUGACGGUUUAGAUAUAGAAUCCGUGCACGAUUUAUUGGUAAAAGAUGAACCUAAAGUUUCCAAAGACAAAUCAUUGUUAUUUAUUGGAAUGCGUGGUGUAGGAAAGUCGUUUCUUGGAAAGAUCGCUGCUAAUGUAUUAAACUUUCAAUUUAUCGAUUUCGAUGAUCAUUUCGAAACCACUUUAUCCAUAACAAUACAUGACUUUGUAGAAAAACAUGGAUGGACAGCGUUUCGUGAGAAAGAAUUUGAGAUUAUCGCAUCAUUGCUUCAAACUUAUCCUUCAGGCCACGUAAUCUCCUGCGGUGGUGGAAUAGUUGAAACCUCAUCCUCCCGUGACCUUUUGAAGGCAUAUAUACGCGAAAAGGGGAUAGUUGUACAUGUAGUAAGAGAUAUUAAGGAAGUAGAAGAAUAUUUGAAUAGGUUAAACAGAGAUACAGCUCGUCCAAAAUAUGGGGAGGCAUUUCUUGACGUAUGGAAACGACGCGAGGGAUGGUAUAAAGAGUGUUCCAAUUACGAAUAUGUUUCAAUAACCGCUAAUGAUGAUCCAUCAGUGUGGCAUGAAGAAAAAAAUUUUAUUCGAUUUUUGAAAUUUAUUACUGGACAUGACACCAACCAGGUUAAUAGUGAACAAAAAAAUAAGACUUUCUUUGUCUGUCUAAUGUAUUCAGAUAUGAGUUCCGAAUUACAACAUAUACCUACAAUAACCCACGGCGCGGACGCAAUUGAACUUCGGGUAGAUUCACUUUCUAACAACUCUCAGACAGGAUCAUUUGUAGAUUAUAUUUCAAAACAGCUGACACUUUUAAGACGUUCAUCAACACUUCCAAUCAUAUUCACCGUCCGCUCUCUAGGGCAGGGCGGUAAAUUUCCUGAUAAUCAGGAAAAAGAAAUGUUCUUUCUUUUGGCACAAGCAUUAAAAUGGGGUUGUGAAUAUGUUGACGUAGAGAUUUGUUGGCCUCAUGAUUUAAUUUCCAAUUUAAUCAAAAAUAAGGGACACACAAAAAUAAUUGCCUCUUGGCAUGAUGUGAUGGGUACUGUGAAAUGGGAUAAUGAAGAGAUUCAUCGACGUUACAGAACUGCGGAAGAAUAUGGUGAUAUCGUAAAACUAGUUUGUCGUGCAGGAUCUAUUGUAGAUAAUUUUAAAUUGCAGGAGUUUAUUCGGUCAUUAAAAACACGCACAAAACCAAUAAUUACGGUCAAUAUGGGUUUUGAAGGACAAUUAUCCCGUGUGUUAAACGAAUUUCUUACUCCGGUAACCCAUCCUCUAUUACCUUCGAAAUCAGCUCCAGGCCAACUAUCAGUCUCAGAAAUCCACCAAGCUUUACAUUUGAUUGGCCAACUUCCAAAAAAGAAUUUUUACCUUUUUGGAACGCCGAUAUCUCAUUCUAUGUCACCGGUUAUUCAUAAUACUGGGUUUGAAGUUCUCGGUUUACCACAUCAUUAUGAUUUGUUUGAAAGUGAGAAUGUUGAAGAUGUUAAACCUAUUUUACAAGAUCCUCAAUUUGGAGGUGCAUCAGUAACGAUUCCUCAUAAAAUUAAUAUAAUGAAAUAUCUUGAUCAUAUUUCUGAACACGCAAAGUUAAUCGGUGCGGUAAACACUGUUAUUGUAGAAAUUGAUUCAAACGGUAAUCGUAAGCUAUUUGGUGAUAAUACAGAUUGGUUAGGAAUUUUCCAUUCAGUAAAACCUUUAUUAAAAAUCGAUUCUACAAGUUCAGGUUUGGUUAUUGGUGCGGGAGGAACAUCAAGAGCGAUAAUAUAUGCUCUUCAUCAGCUUGGUGUAUCAACAAUUUAUGUGUACAAUCGUACACUUGCAAAAAUUUCUGAUUUGGUCACUCAGUUCCCAACAUACGGAAUUGUUCCUUUAACAUCACUUUCUCAAGCACUACCACAAUCCCCUCAGAUAAUUAUUUCCGCAAUUCCUGGAACUUCAGAUAUGGAGUUUCCGGAUGAAAUAUUUCAAUUUGGUAAGGGAGUAGUUGUUGAAAUGGCAUAUAAACCAAGAAGAACAAAGUUACUAAAAAAGGGAGAGGAGAAAGGUUGGAUUGGAAUUGAAGGAAUACAAGUGUUAAUUGAACAGGGAAUUCAUCAAUUUAAAAAAUGGACAGGAAAAAUAGCACCCAGAAAUAUUGUCGAAGAAAAUACUUUAAAAAAAUAUAAAGAAUAA